AUGGCCUAUGAUGAAAGAUCUAGUUUAAACAGCUUCAAAGAACAAGAACAUAUAAUUGACGAUUUUUCAGAAGAUUUACACGAAACAAAUGAAGAAGAAAUCGAGAUACUUAGUACAGAUGAUAUUCAAAAUGAAUUAAAGUGCUCGAUUACAAUCCUUGCUUCGGGAAUAUUUCCCAGAUGUGACCUUGUCUCAGAAUCAUCCAAGAAUUUAUUUACUCAAUCAGUUUGUACGUCCGAUCAAGACAGUGACUUUUCAAACUAUAAUGUUGCACAAGAAACUACGAUAUUGACAACAUCGGACGGAUUUCAGUGUGACUCAUUUGGUUUCACUGACCGGCAAGUUCCUCCAACACCACCAACUAAUCAGUCUGAUAAUUCUCUAUUAGCACCAACUUCGUUAAUGUUACCACGUAAACAACGAUAUCAAACGCGUCUCUAUCGACCACGGAUUGUUCGACGACUUGCCUGUGAUCGUCAAAAGGCUCCAAAACAACGCACAAUACAGUAUUACUUAAACAAAUUUGAAUGUCUUACACAUCGUGUCAAUCGUUUAUAUAAAAGAAUCGAUCAGAUACUAGAAUGUUACUUGUCUACACCAGAAUCUGAACUUUGA
Molecule: messenger RNA, 615 nt
Organism: Rotaria sp. Silwood1
Lineage: Eukaryota; Metazoa; Rotifera; Eurotatoria; Philodinida; Philodinidae
Source: the annotation of a GenBank genome assembly